Stegodyphus dumicola is the source of this 4190-nucleotide messenger RNA. RefSeq names its product HUWE1-associated protein modifying stress responses-like. The record is from RefSeq and is a predicted model, not a curated record. NCBI's taxonomy places the organism in Eukaryota, Metazoa, Arthropoda, Arachnida, Araneae, Eresidae.
UUACAGCAGGAUUAGUAGCGAAAAAAUGGGAAGGGCUAUUUCUUCGUUGUGUGUUUGACUUCCGCUCGGGUGUAUUAAGCGAAUGUUUAGGAAAAGUGCAAAAUUGUUAAUAAAGUUUAAAAAAUGAACGACGAUCAAGAAACAUUAGAACCUUGGAUCAGUUUAUCAAACUGGGAACAGCAGUGCGUUGAUGAAAUAGAAAAGACCCCAGAAAUUGAAGUUGAAUUACAAAAUGCUAAGGACAGAGCUGUACAGAAAUUAUUUUUUUUAUUCCAAAAUGCAGCCACAUGCAUUACACAGUUAUAUAAAGAUCGGCAGAAUGGUGUAUCACUUUGGGUGCCUUUCCAAACUGCAGCCAGUAGUGUAACAAGUUUAUAUAAAGAAUGUGUAGAAUCUCACAAGCCUAUCCAUGACUUGGGAUUCCAGGGUGGUUUUCAGAAACGCAACAGAGAGCUUUUAUCAUGGGCUAAAAAGAAAAAGCGGCAUAUUCGUCGAGAAGAAUUAAUAGCUUAUAUCACAGGAAGAAAUCCUCCUGCAACACGUCUUUGUUGCCCAAGACCUCGUCUGGUUCUUGAUGGAAUGCGGAAUUCUUCUCAUCUCGCUCAUGCUCACCGUCACUCUCCUUCCAGAGAUGUUGAACUUCUAGAUCCACGUGCUGAAGAUUUUGAUAUGUUUCGACAAGCCUUGACAAUUUCAACAAAUUUCAAGCACCAUGCACAGAAUUCCCCCACUGGCCUAUCUAGGAUCCACCGAGCUCGUCAUUGCAAUUCAACAUCUACCUCUCAUAAUGAACUCAGUGCAUUUAUCACUGAAGAAUUUUCCAGGCAUUCUAGGAAGCGUUCUCCUUCUACGGAUGUCAUAAUGGAAUCGCCCACCCAUAAGCGUACACGACUAGUAUAAAUUUCUUGCCAUUUAUUUUAGUAAUGGCUAAACUUGUCAAUAUAUUUUAUGUGGACUUUAAAAAUAAAAUUAUAUGCGCCUUGUGAAAUGAAGUGACCAGUGAAAUAUUUUCCCAUUGCAGUUCUACGUACUUUGACAUUAAAUAUACUUGAAUCGAUGCAACUUCUUUAGCUAGAUUUCCCUGCUUAAUUUUUGUUAUUACAAUAUAAUUGUAAUUUAUUUUGGCGUAAGUUUGUUUUCCUAAAAUAUUAUGUAACUCAGUUGUUUAGUUUUUCCUUGUUGUUCUUGCUUUUUGAAGCUUUUUUUCCAUCCAAAAAGAAAAGAAGGGGAAAAAAGUGUACAUAAUUUCUUCUGUUUAAUCUGUGAAGGGAAAUGAAUGCACUAGGUUUUGUCUUUGUUAAACAUUCUAAUGAUAGUAAAUGUGCCUCUAGUGUAUUUUUAAUAGCAGUGCAGAGUUAAGAAUGUGUGAUUUUCUAUUUAUUUUACUGUGACUUAUUAGUAUUUAUUAUCUAGAAAGUUUAUUCUAUGUAAAUUUGCCUUUUUAUAAGAAACAUUUGAAUGAACAAUCUUCUGAGAAAUGUUUUUAUGCUAUUCUUAUAAAUUCAGAGCAAAGAAAGUAAAUCCUAUUUUGACAAGAAAUUGUGUUGUUUUUGUACAGUUUUUGCUUAUUGUUGAGUGCCAUUUUAAUUCUUGCGGCAUCACCCUGUUUUUUAUAUAUUUGAGAACUAGAAAUUUUGUGACAGAUCAAAGAAAAAGAUGAGCAGUGUUUAAAGUAUUGCCUUUGUUAAUUUUAUGAUUUUGUACCCAAGAAAGUGUUAUAAUAUAAAAUAUCCCAAUAUAUGUUUUUUACUGUACUUGAAAUUUUUUGCACCAGUUUUUUGUCCACUUUGAACUCAGUGCUUAUAAUGUACAGCAUAAAAAUAAUGAUCUGUAGCCAAUAAUUUUUUUUAAUUCCCUUAGUAACAUAUGUAAAUUGGAUUUUUUUUAAAAUUUAAUGUAAGCUACUCACAGUUGAUAUCUUUUCAAAAUUUGCUGAAAAUUCUAGUCUGUUUAUGUCCAGAAUAGAUUUUUUAGCAAUGGGUAUCAGUCUAGUCAUUGUUUUAUUUAAUGUUCAAAUAUACAAAUCAUUAUUCAAUUCAGGUGUCAAUUUUCUACAAAAUAGUAAAUUCUCUAGUCAGGCAUUGGCAGAAUGUUUCUAGGUAAGUUUUAUUUCAGAGACAUAAAAUGAUUAUUCAUUAUCCGACCUUAUCCUAUAAGUUAUUUAAAUACGUGUUGUUUUUGAGUAAAGAAUUAUUUAAAUUUUGGACAAUUCUUCAUCUUUGUAAAAAGAGCAUGAGUUCUGAGAUCUUUCUAUUAGAUAUUCUUAAUUUAUCUUUACUUAAACUUCACUAGCUGUUUAUUUUCAGUAUUUAAUAAUCUAAAUAUGUGUAAUUAGUAAACACAUUUGGCAUUCAGAUUGAUUUUGAAAGUAUUCUGAAAUUCUUUCAUUAAGAAGUAAGGAAAGUUUAAGUGUUCAAUUUAUAUAAGGACCUGUUUAUGUUAUUUUGCGUUUUUAAUAUUAUUCUAAAUGUAUAUGAAAAAUGAAAAUUUUAAUUUUAUUAUUUUGUAAGAGAAAAAUUUGCACAAAAAUAAAGUAGUCAUGUUUAAUGAACUUCAUGCUUACAAAUUUAUGAACUAUGUAGGUCUCGACAUGUUUAUUGUUAUUUUAAUACCAUUUCCAAUAAAGAAAAAUAAAUUUAUGAGCAAUUUUUCAGUCCAUCUUGGCUUUAACUGUAAUUUUUCACUUUUCUAACAGCUGCUUUUAAAAAUUGUUUUUCACACUUGUCAACGAUUUCUAAUUUAAAUCUGAAAAAUCAAAACAUAGUGCUAUAAUAAAAAUCUACAAGCUGCAACCGAAUUUUUUAUCUAAUGAAAGGUUUAUUACUUCUGCAUUUGAAGUUUUAAUUGUAGAAAUAGUUACUUCAAUUAUGUUUUAAUUGAUGAGAAUCUUAUUGUGCUUACAACUAUUGGUAUUUAAUAUUACUUAAAAAAUUCUGUAUUUGCAAAGAUACUUAUAAUCAAGAUUUUAAAAUUGUUAAACUAUCGCGUCAGUUGAUGAAGUUGUUGUCUGAUGAAUAGUUGAUGAAGCAUUUUUAGUAAUACUAUUUUGAACUUUAUUAUACUUUUGUAUAGCCCAUCUCCAGUAAUAUUAUUAAUACAUUAAUUCUAAAACCUGAAUUUCUUUUUUUUUUUUUUUUUAAAUACAUCAGUUUCUGUGGAAAUUGGUUUCGAGAGAGUGUAAUCGAGUUUAACAAAACUGCUUACUUUUUAAAGAUUUUAAUAUGGCACACUGUUAAUUAAAAAAUUAUUAAAUAAUGAGCUGUGAAUUAAAUAUUUUACUUUCAAAAUCAUUUGGAAUUGUUUUUGUAAACAAUUAAUUUUCCUUCAUUAAAAUUAUAAAAAGCAUCACUAUUUUUAGCGGUUAUUCCUGCAAAGUUGAUUAAUAGUCAUACUCAUAGUUCUAUGAUUUUUUUCAUAAUAAAUAGUUUAUUAAUACUGCACACUAGUUUAAUUAAAUUUUAGGAAUCCUCUUAUUUAGUCAGCAAUAUGAUUACAAGAUCUUUUUUUUUUAAAUCAGAUGUUGAAUAAUCAUACGUUGUGUCUCUGAAGCUUUAAAUGCCUAAUUCUUUGUGCCUGAAUUGUAAAAGACGCCUUUCCAAAGAGAUUGCUCAACAUCAUGCGCCAUAUUUCAUUUUGUGUAUAAACUACAUGAUUUUGAUUUAAUGGGUCAGGUACCUUUAAAAUAAAUUUUUUAUGCUUUUAUUUUAUAACUUGAUUUCUUCCAAGCAUUUUAAAACAAACCCCUAUGUAACCUAACCAUGUAAAAAUUUGCUCUAGAAGUAAAGUUAUUGUGAAAUAUUUGCUUUUGCAAUUUACCAAUCAGACACAUUUGUAUUUCAGGAAAUCCCUUGUGUUAAAUCCUCCGAGUGAAAUGCUUGUGUAUAUGAUUUUAUACAAAUAUAUCAUUACACUUGAUAGGAAAGUUAUCUUAUAAGCAUAUCUAUGUAUAUACUUACAAUUUUAAGAACGUAAUUUAUUUGCAAGAUUUCGAGAUAAUUUCCUUUUCAAUUAAAAAUUUCAUAAAGACUUGAUUUUGCUGCUUGUAUGGAUUAUUUUUAUGAACCGUGAAAUUAGAAAUUCAAGAAAAUUUGAGGAAUUGUAUAUACACUGUAUUUUUUUAAAUGGCUAGUUGUGUUUCUGGCAUAACUUUUAAAACUAUAAUAAAGUUUGAAAUUAUUUGAAAAUUUUGA